AUGGGAGCUUCUUUGCGUAUCACCAAGGCGUCUCUGCCCUUUGCUGAGUACAUAUGUGGGGUACCUGACGGGGCACCUGGGUGUGCAUCUGGGAGGGCACCUGGAGAGUACAAGCUACCUGCGUACAUCCAAACGGGCAUGAGGUACGACUUGAGGUUGUUGCUCAAGACCAAGGUAUCCUCCUCCCAGCAAGCACAGAUCCCACCAGAGGACGAGAAUGCCAUCAGCAACGUGCCAAUCUCCAGCCCAUGGCCUUCCCAUCGUGACUAUACCUGUGUUGUGCAUUUCCUUGGAAGGUACGACUUGAGCCUACUGCUCAAGACCCAGGCCCAGCAGGAGCAGAUCGCUCCAGAGGACGAGUAUGCCCUCAGCAACGUGAGGAUUACCUGCCCCACGGCCUUCCCCAUAGAUGCUCUCCUGCGCUGCAUGUCGCAGAACCAGUCCCAAGCUGCGGCCCUUACCCAUGAGUUUGCUCUACUGCAGGGCCCCCAAGGAACCGGCAAGACGUUCGUGAAGAUAAAGCUGGUGGAGAUUCUGCUGAGCAAUGCGUUCAAGAGCAGCGCUAAGGGGCAUGUGUCUCGAGGCAGGGAGGCGGGCAGUGCCAUGGGUCCCAUCCUGUGCGUGUGCUUCACCAACCACGCCCUGGAUGAGUUCCUAGAGGGCAUCAUUGCUAGCGGCAUCAAGAAGGUGGUGCGAGUGGGAAAAAGGUGCAAGUCGGAGGUACUGCAGGGGCAAAAUCUCCUCAACAUCAUUCGCACCUCCAAUGUGGAUCGCAGCCAAGCGUACAAGCACUCGACCUAUGAGGUGCACAGCACGCUGGGCGAGGUGGAGGAGGUGAUAGCCACGUACAGCGACGCGCUGCAGCAGCGCAGCGCCAACAUAGCGGCUGUCACGUGGCGCUCCAUCGCUGCGCACCUCAUGGCCAACCACCUCGUUUUCUUCCACGCGCUGCACCCCACCACCACAGCAGACAGCGACGGGUUUUAG
This is a messenger RNA of Closterium sp. NIES-65, 987 nucleotides long. NCBI's taxonomy places the organism in Eukaryota, Viridiplantae, Streptophyta, Zygnematophyceae, Desmidiales, Closteriaceae. The record is from the annotation of a GenBank genome assembly.